This is a messenger RNA of Anisakis simplex (herring worm), 1512 nucleotides long. The record is from the annotation of a GenBank genome assembly. NCBI's taxonomy places the organism in Eukaryota, Metazoa, Nematoda, Chromadorea, Rhabditida, Anisakidae.
AUGCGAAGGCAUUUACGUCGAGAAUCGACGCAUUCAAGCGCACUUAAUGCUCGUCUAGCAGUUCGUCAAGCCGUGGCCGACUUGGUGAAUAAUCCUGAAAGUACGCUUGCGAACGUUAUUAGAAAUGGUAAUAUCAACUUAUGCUUUAAACGGCUAAGUUCUUUUUCUUGCAGCAAUAAACUCAUAGAUCCAAUACAUCGGCUCGUAUUGGUUCAGUUGGAAAGUAUUUAUGAUAGAAUACAGUGCGAAAUAUUAUCAUUGAGCAAUACACCGCCUUCAUCGCACUCCAUUCUGAAAUUUCUGCAACUCUAUGAUGGUGAAAGCAGCAAAGACAUUGUUCAACGAUUUGAAAACCAGUGUGUAUCAGCACGAAUGCGCGAAAUUGAUGAAUGGAGGAAGAUUGGUACGUCGCCAUUGAAUCAACUGCGAGCCGCACCAAAGCCUACAAAUGUGCCACCACUUGAUAAAAGUGCAUUACUUAGCGACUCUGGAAGUUCAGUUUCGUUGGAUGAAGGGGUAAAAAACGAAGCAGUAUCAUCGGCUGUGUUAUCGGAUCGAGGUGUAACAGAGUCGAUGAACUCAUCCGAUUCAUCGAUGCAUAAAAUAUGGUCACAAUCGUCUCUGUCUGAACAGGCUAACGCCCGAUCAUCUUCUGUUUCUAGUCAACCGGCAGCAUCUGAUCAUUUGAUGGAUAAUGAACAAACCAAUCAAUUGGAUGAAAUUGCUAAAAAGGUAACCGCUCGACUGAUGAAUGAUGCAUGUUUUGUUGAGCAGCUACGUAUUGGAGGUUCAUCUCUAACACGUGCGCCGAAUGGUGUGCUCACUGGCGAAUCAGAUCUUGUUGAACAUAUCCAAAAGGUGGCUCAAGAGGCUCUACCAACCCUCCUCUCCAAAACCACUCUGAUCCCAUCAGUGCCCGUUUUAGAGAUAGAUGACGACUGUGCUUUCAAUACAUCUGAGGAGGACAGACAAGGCGACAAGCGGGCAACCAGUGCAGCGACAAGAUCGUCGCAUCGAUCCCAAGGCAAUGCGACCACAUCUCGUUACAUACCGCCAAUAAAACCGUCAACUGCAGAAGCAUCGGUGGGUACUGAAUGGCCUGAGCAGCAGCCGAAUACUGUGACGGCAAUGGUCGAAAAAGGUGUGAGUACAGAAAACGAUCACUUGAUCGCAUCUCAAGAAAAACUCUCUAGCUCGAAUCCAACCGAAGAAUUGAGUGUUGGGCAAAUUCCGCAGAAAGCGGUUGAUAAACUUCUGUUAAGGAAGGGAAUCAAUGUUGUGACGAUUCGGAGUGAUGGUAGUGUGCUGCCCACUUAUAAGCAAACAUCCAACAAGCGGCCAUCAGUGCGAGAAUGGCAUCCCCCUUGUUCUCACCGCGUCACCAUCGUCACUUCUCCAUCAAGGUCACCUCGAACCAUCGUCGAUCCGACCGUCAUUAGUGGGACCAUUCACGGAAACAGUGAUGAUAAUGAGCAGAUCGGUACAUUCUUGCUUUAUGAUGAUCGAAUUUGA